Molecule: messenger RNA, 1319 nt
Organism: Lutra lutra (Eurasian river otter)
Lineage: Eukaryota; Metazoa; Chordata; Mammalia; Carnivora; Mustelidae
Product: zinc finger CCCH domain-containing protein 15-like
Biological process (GO): cytoplasmic translation
Cellular component (GO): cytosol
Molecular function (GO): mRNA binding; metal ion binding
Source: RefSeq, a predicted model, not a curated record
GUCCUCUUCCUCCUGCCGCGGGGCCAGAUACCCUGACGGUGUCCAGCUGCGCUUAAGUCUGGCCGGUGCCACCUGUCUCCGCAAUGCCCCCCAAGAGACAGGCUCAGGCUGGGGGCAGCAAAAAGGCGGAGCAGAAAAAGAAGGAGAAGAUUAUUGAAGACAAAACUUUUGGUCUAAAGAAUAAGAAAGGAGCAAAGCAACAGAAGUUUAUUAAGGCUGUGACUCAUCAGGUUAAGUUUGGUCAACAAAAUCCACGUCAGGUAGCACAAAGUGAGGCUGAAAAGAAAUUGAAGAAAGAUGACAAGAAAGAAUUGGAGGAACUAAAUGAGCUGUUCAAACCUGUAGUUGCUGCUCAAAAAACAAGUAAAGGUGCAGAUCCCAAAUCCGUGGUGUGUGCAUUCUUUAAGCAAGGACAGUGUACUAAAGGAGUUAAGUGUAAGUUCUCUCAUGACUUGACUCUGGAGAGAAAGUGUGAAAAGCGAAGUGUUUACAUUGAUGCAAGAGAUGAAGAACUUGAAAAAGAUACUAUGGAUAAUUGGGAUGAGAAAAAGCUGGAAGAAGUAGUGAACAAGAAGCACGGUGAGGCGGAAAAGAAAAAACCAAAAACUCAAAUAGUGUGCAAGCAUUUCCUUGAAGCUAUUGAAAACAACAAGUAUGGCUGGUUUUGGGUAUGCCCUGGAGGUGGUGAUAUUUGCAUGUAUCGUCAUGCACUUCCUCCUGGAUUUGUAUUGAAAAAAUAUAAAAAAAAAGAAGAGAAAGAAGAUGAAAUUUCAUUAGAAGAUCUUAUUGAAAGAGAGCGUUCUGCCCUAGGUCCAAAUGUUACCAAAAUCACUCUAGAAUCUUUUCUUGCAUGGAAGAAAAGAAAAAGACAAGAAAAGAUUGAUAAACUUGAGCAAGAUAUGGAAAGAAGGAAAGCAGACUUCAAGGCAGGGAAGGCAUUAGUGAUUAGUGGUCGUGAGGUGUUUGAAUUUCAUCCUGAACUAGUUGAUGAUGAUGAUGAGGAAGCAGAUGAUACCCGUUACACCCAAGGAACAGGUGGUGAUGAGGUUGAUGAUUCUGUGAGUGUAAAUGACAUAGAUUUAAGCCUGUAUAUCCCAAGAGAUGUAGAUGAGACAGGUAUUACUGUAGCCAGUCUUUAAAGAUUCAUCACAUACACUUCAGAAAAGGAUGAAAACAAAUUAAGUGAAGCUUCUGGAGGUAGGGCUGAAAAUGGUGAAAGAAGUGAUUUGGAAGAGGACAACGAAGGGGAGGGACAGGAAAAUGGAGCCAUCGAUGCUGUUCCUGUUGGAAAAUCUUUUCACUGGGGAAGAUUUGGAUGA